Molecule: messenger RNA, 486 nt
Organism: Phytophthora nicotianae INRA-310
Lineage: Eukaryota; Oomycota; Peronosporomycetes; Peronosporales; Peronosporaceae
Exons: 1
Coding region: 85-402 (105 amino acids)
Source: RefSeq, a predicted model, not a curated record
UUAGGUGGAGAUAUGGCUUCGAUAGCGAGUGUAUAGCGCGCGUUCUUUGGCUCACUCGUCUCAGUACUCGUUGAAUUCUUGCUCAUGCGUUUCAGUAGUGUCGACAUGUUGGCUGCUGUCAGCCGCAGCUCGGGCGAGCGCGACGAAGUAUCUGCUACAUCCGUCGAAACUGGUCGAGAGGAUACACGAUACCUGGCCGACGAUGUGGACCCGCUACGCCCUCUGCUAUCUGCCGUCUUGGUUGACGUGCUGUCGGCGGACGCGGCGUUGAAGAACUCCGCCUCCUGUGGCAUCCUCGUCUUGCCAGCCGCCGCACGUUUAUUGAGCGUCGAUAGACCUCACAACAUGCAUCGCCCGAGCUUCGCAAGGGGUCUCGACUCAGGAACGGAGGGUCAUCCGUAGUAACUGCCAUACCGUCACUUGAAUAUUUUUCACGAACCUAAAGAUGUCAAACGAAUACAAGAACGCACUACAAAUGCAAUUACC